GCCAGUCCUCCGUCUCCGUUUGGUGUAGAGCAUCUCAUUCAGACACACUGGCCGUUGGUCCCAGCCCCUGGCGAGGAUGCUCCUCCAGAGACACCUGUGAAGAACAUCUGUAUUGUGGGAGCGGGAUAUGUUGGUGGUCCUACGGCGGCCGUUCUAGCUCUCCAUCAUCCUUCCCUCACGGUAGAAGUUCUCGACAAAGACCCGAACAGAAUUCAACGAUGGCAGUCCCCGCACCCACCGGUACACGAGCCUGGACUGGAUACGGUGGUUCGAAUCGUCCGAGAUGGAGCUGCCCUGGGAAAUGAGGCGGCAGCCUGUGAUCUCUCGACACACAGGCGCCAGCCUAACCUGUUCUUUACAUGCGAUACCAUCCCGGCAAUAGCACGAGCCGAUAUCAUCCUCAUGGCAGUCAACACACCCACCAAGACCUUUGGAGUUGGGGCGGGUUGUGCCACCAAUAUGAUGGCAUUCGAUGGGGCCAUGCGGGAGGUUGCUGCCCACGCCAAACCGGGCACAAUCAUCGUGGAGAAGAGUACUGUCCCUGGCGGUACUGCUGAGCGUGUCCAGAAAAUGUUGGCCGCGCGUCGCCCCGGAGUGCCGUUCGAGAUUCUUUCCAACCCGGAGUUCCUUGCCGAGGGCUCUGCUAUCCACAACCUGAUGACACCAGAUCGUGUACUCAUUGGAUCUGCCGCCACACCGUCGGGUCGCCAGGCGGCUCGCACGCUCGCCAACCUCUAUGCAGCCUGGGUGCCGCCCUCCAAGAUCCUCGCAACCAAUGCGUGGUCCUCGGAACUGGCCAAGCUGGUAGCCAACGCCAUGCUCGCCCAGCGGAUUAGCAGUAUCAACUCGAUCAGUGCGAUUUGCGAGAAGACCGGCGCAGAGGUAGACCAAAUCGCCCACGCCAUCGGGCUCGAUGGGCGCAUCGGCCCUCGGUUCCUGAAAGCGGGCUUGGGCUUUGGCGGCUCAUGCUUUCGGAAAGACAUUGCCAGCCUGGCCUACCUGGCUGAGUCCUUAGGGUUAGAUGACGUGGCACACUAUUGGCGACAGGUAAACGAGAUGAACGAGCAACAACGGAACCGCUUUUCCCGCAAAGUCAUCGACCGAUUCACCGGUAACUUGGUUGGACACAAACUCGUGAUGUUUGGAUUUGCCUUCAAGAAGAACACUGGGGAUACGCGGGAGUCGCUGGCCAUCGACGUGAUCCGUGAGCUUCUGGAAGAGCGGCCGGCCGAGAUCGCCAUCUUCGACCCAUAUUGCCGUCCUGAGGAUAUCUUCCGCGAGUUGGAGUCUGAACUACCCGGCGCAACGCGAAACGGGACGAUCAAGGUGCACCCGGAUCCAUACCUCACCUGCUUGGGAGCGCAUGCUAUUCUCAUUGUCACGGACUGCGACCAGUUCCGCAAUCACCCGGAGAAGAGCAAGUCGAAACAGUCGCCCGCUUCUCCGGAUAGCAGCAUGACAGCAACCCCCAUCGCCAACCAGUGGCAGAAGGAAACAGUCAGACACAAGGAGGAGGUCGAGUCAUGGACGCACAGCGGAGUGUCGUACCUACUGACUCCUCAACCAGCUUGCCCUGUUGACUGUGUGGAUUGUGGAAUCCUGCCCGGCCGUUCGACCACGAUGGAGGCCGUUGAAUGGACACGCAUUGCGUACAGCAUGCUGGAGCCCAAAUGGGUUUUCGACGGACGGGGCGUGCUGGACGCAGCGGAAUUGGAGAGAUUGGGGGUUCGAGUUGACACGGUUGGCCGACGAACCUCGCCGGAUCUGUUGGUAUGA
Molecule: messenger RNA, 1776 nt
Organism: Penicillium alfredii
Lineage: Eukaryota; Fungi; Ascomycota; Eurotiomycetes; Eurotiales; Aspergillaceae
Gene: ugd1
Product: UDP-glucose dehydrogenase
Exons: 3
Biological process (GO): polysaccharide biosynthetic process; glycosaminoglycan biosynthetic process
Cellular component (GO): cytosol; nucleus
Molecular function (GO): UDP-glucose 6-dehydrogenase activity; NAD binding
Source: RefSeq, a predicted model, not a curated record